This is a messenger RNA of Ruditapes philippinarum (Manila clam), 2463 nucleotides long. RefSeq lists its product as uncharacterized. Bases 317 to 1510 code for a protein of 397 amino acids. The record is from RefSeq and is a predicted model, not a curated record. NCBI's taxonomy places the organism in Eukaryota, Metazoa, Mollusca, Bivalvia, Venerida, Veneridae. The transcript is spliced from 8 exons.
UGUAGGCAAGAAAUAUUGAGUUUAAACGUUUUUCUUCGUUUUUUUUUUAUCAAUUCGAAACUAUAAACUAUCGAAAGCUUUAACCUUAGGUGAAGACGAUGCCUUGCGUAGGCCUGCGGCAAAAUCUCCUAAUGAGAAGGAUCAAAAUCGAAACAAAGUGAAAGUUGUCAACAACAAAGAUUACAAAAGAAGUGCAAAGGACGAAGACACAACUGUCACUGAGGAAUGUGACAGAAACACCGAUAUAACAUGCGUGAAAGAAAGUCUCCCUUCUUCAGUUCAAGAAACGAAAUCAGGCAAUGGACGCUCUGAAUCAAUGGCAACCAUGGUACAUAACCAACAUAAAAUCAAUUCUACUAAGCCAAAUAUUCAAGCACGAUCUGAUCGGUUGACAAGUCCCUCUAAUUCUGAUAUCUACGAAAGUUUUGAACUUGCUCAAGAUGAGAAUACACUUCCGAAAUUUAUUGAUGGCAAUACAGAUUUGGAGAGUACAAUGACAGACAGCGUUUCAUCAACAUUCAUGAGUGUUGCAGGUUGCUCAGAUUCUUUUGUUUCAGUUGGACAAAGUAAACUUGAUUCUGAUUCACAUUUUUUAGGAGCAUCUGAAGGCGACAAAAAGGCAAAUCAUGCUAUGAUACAAGAGCUCACAAAAUCAUUCCAGGGUAGCACACAUACUGAAAAUAAAGUACCAUUACGCAAACAUACAUCUUUGCCUCAAUGUCAGAAAUACCCGCCAAGUCCUUCAUUUAAAUUUGGCAAAAAAGACCGAGUUCCGCCGUCUUCUGUACGAAGUAUUAAAGAUGAAGGUGUGGAAUCAUCGAAUUGUAUUUGUAACAAACACGACGAAAGAAAUACGGCAGAAACAUCAGUGUUACCCAAGGACAAUGGUGACAUACAUUUCCAUCAGGCGUCUACGUCUUAUUCAAAACAAAAUAAAUCGGCAGAUACUACGAAAACAGAAAAGGCACCACACAUAUUGAAGUUCGACAUACGCAUAGAUGACGAGGGGAUUAAUACAUAUGAGAACAUCAAGUUUUUCGAAAACAAAGAUCAAAAUAAAGUAUCUGUAAAUGAAAACGAAACAAAAAGAGGCAGUAAUAGCAGUACCGAUAGUACAUCUAGUUCUGGUAGUAGUACGGAUAGUGUCACGUAUGAAAGCCCAGAUGAGGGUGCACAUGAUGAAAAUAAGAUUAUCUUACGAGAAGAAGAAUAUCUUUGCGAAAGAGAGGAAGACGUUAAAAAGAAUCUUCAACACAAUCCAUCUGGAACAUUUCUUAUUUGCAUUUCCGGAUCCGUGCAGAAAUUGUGGUUCGUCACCGAUAAGGGACGCAGGUGUUUCAUCAUUCAGCGACAGGGGGAGAAACUAUCGCUUUACAAAAACUGUUCCAAGCUAGAAAACAUGUUUGAUAAUCUGAAACAAUUACUAUAUUUUUACCAUCUUAACGAUUUGCCUUCUAAAAGCUAUAAAUUGAAACUGAAACGAGCAUACAAAUCUGUCAAAAAAGAUUAAGUGAAUUAAAAUAAGAGAUUUCAAAGAGUCAACCUAUUAAUACAUGUAAACACAAACAAUAUAGGACUAAGUAAAUCUGACACCAGUUGAAACAGAUGUGUUCCCUAAAGUUACAGAUACUAGGGCGAAAACUUAAACAUUAGUACAAAUUUGACAAAGAUAUAAUAUAUUAAGAUAUAUAUUGUUAAUCAACAGAAAUUUGAAAAAUUGCAAGUCGAAAAAUUAAAUAAUUCACUAUUAGAUCUCAAGUAAAAGAUUACAAAAUAGAUCAAUAAAUUACGAAACGGAAACAAAUGCACAGUAAAACUACCAGGAAUUUAUAGCUUUAGCUACAGCGCUAAGUGUUAUCAUAGAUUGAUACAACAAACAAACAGUGUAAAACUGUAUGAAGUGUAUGAAGUGAAAAUGACAUAUGAAAAUAAUGAUGAAAGUUGUUGUUUAUAUCGAGAGGUUGACAAUAAACUUAACAUAUAUUUGCUAAAUAGAGAUCGAUUGAAAAUCUAUUGAUUACUUCUUUAAUGUUUUAACCUUAUUAUUGUAGAAUAAUGUUAUAUAUUAUAUGUGUAAUUUACUGUCUCGUUAAAUUAACAUGCAUUCAUGAUGUGAUGCUGUUUUUUUCACUUGAUUCUUUCGAAAUACUUUUCGUAAAUUUAUUAUAUUUUCUUGUUUACGUUAUGAAAAGUUUUUUUAAUUAUUGAAAUAUCAGAAAUAUGUAAAUUAUCAAUUAGCCAGACCGCUGACAUGUUUAUUGCAAUUUACGGGUCUGACACAUUUAUGUUUAUUUACAUCAUAUGUAUGACAACAUGAUUAUUAUCACUAAUUUUAUCUAAGACAUUUAUUUAAAGUUUUCCUUAAUUUUUUAUCUAAUGCUCUGUUUGACUUAAAGAAAGGAAUUAGCAUGCCGCUGGCUUCUGACAUCUAGAGUGUUAAUCAGUCUAAAUCGAACCAUUCGA